Messenger RNA from Bipolaris sorokiniana ND90Pr, 435 nucleotides. RefSeq lists its product as uncharacterized. The record is from RefSeq and is a predicted model, not a curated record. Bases 16 to 189 code for a protein of 57 amino acids. Lineage: Eukaryota; Fungi; Ascomycota; Dothideomycetes; Pleosporales; Pleosporaceae. Gene Ontology annotation, biological process: outer mitochondrial membrane organization. The transcript is spliced from 3 exons.
CACGGGAGGAUCAUCAUGCCUUCUAAUCUGCCAAAUCUACGUCGACUCUUUGUCGACGCGCGUAGCGAAGCCGAAGAGAGCGCGUACUCCAGAAAGGCUUUCUACAACCUCGCCAUUUUCAUUUCUUCCGUUGCUGUGUUUAGUCUGAUGGCUCAGCGCAUGGCUUCUGCAAAGGCGAUUGCUUCGUAAAAUGCGUUGUACGAAUGGCUGUUCACCAAGUUGCACAAGAUUGUAUUGCCAUGGAGUGAUGUUGGUCGGUCCUUUUGAGCACAAUAAGAACUUGAAUUAAUCCAUCCCCCAAACUCAAAGUCCAUAACAUAUACGCAUGAGCUGGCGUGGUUCAUUCCAUUUCUCAAUACACAGAGUGUGUAUACUAGAACACACAUGAGCAUCAAUGUGUCAUGUUUGUCCAAUAGUCAAAGAGCAAAAACCAGC